AUGAAAUCAGGCGCCAAAAAUUCAGGAAGAGGAGAUUCCCUGAACGAUAAGGCCGGCCGAUGGACACUCGACAGGGGAUGGGAUAUGGGUGGGUGGUAUGCUAGCCGAGGGGGGCCACUAAUAAGUCGUUUGCGCGGCUGGCGUCCAUGUACUUUGGCGGCCAAACUACCUGCAGCAGCCAUCGCCCACUCAGAGCCUAGCAACGGCGAGAGCGACGCUGGUAUGUCCACGGCCGAGGUGCGCGCAGGCGGCGAGGCGUCUCUCUAUCCGGAGCCCAGGGCAGCGGCGAUCCACUGGGCUGGGGUGUGUGGGGUGGAGGACGGGCAGGAUGGCAGUCCAGGGCAGGGUUGGGAAUUAAGUCAUUUAAGUCACUCGUUAAUUAUAAGUAUAAAAAUACCACCAUUAAAUACAGAAAACUCGGUUUUAUAUAAAUAA
Molecule: messenger RNA, 435 nt
Organism: Gaeumannomyces tritici R3-111a-1
Lineage: Eukaryota; Fungi; Ascomycota; Sordariomycetes; Magnaporthales; Magnaporthaceae
Exons: 4
Coding region: 1-435 (144 amino acids)
Source: RefSeq, a predicted model, not a curated record